UUUGUUAACCGAGUUCGCGAACUUCGCUGAGGGACGCUGCACCGGGUGUUCACCAGACUUGAUGCUGUUUCUGAGAGUCUUCCUCCUAGGUGGGAGGAAGACGAUCCUGAGGCCACGAAUCGGUAUAUAAGCACGGUUGCUCCGACCUGAAUCUGCACAGACCAAUUAUUGCCAUCGUUUGGCGAUAGAACGUUGCACUGUGCGACCAGUAUCAACGGGGAGGUUCGUUUUUCACACAGAUCGAGCAUUUCGUCAACGAGAUGAAAUCGCUCGCUAUCGCGUUAUUGGCCGUUGUUGGUACGUGUUACGCUGCCCGAUUAGACAACACUUACCUUCCCCCGGGCAAUGCAGGCACUGCAGGAGGUGCAGGAUUAAUACAAGCUCCCAAUCGUCCUGGUGCUCCAGGAGGACCUGGUAGACCUGGUGGACCAGGUGGAUCAGGUGGACAUGGAGCAUUUGGCGGUGGUAGUGGAGGACUUGCAGCAUAUAGCGGUGGUGGCGGAGGCGGAGGUGCCUACGGUGGAGGUCCUGGUGGCGGCGGCGGCGGCGGUGGUGGACCAAGAGGAGGACCCGGAGGAGGUCAAGAGAUACCUAUCGUCUCGUUUAACAAUCAGAAUAGUGGUGACGGCAACUACCAAUUCAGCUACGAAACAGGAAAUGGUAUCAGUGCGCAAGAAACAGGUCACCUGCAAGGUAACGCGGAAGCGGUAAGUGGAUCAUACUCGUAUACCGGGCCUGAUGGUGUACAGUAUAGCAUCACCUAUACCGCGGACGAAGAAGGUUUUCACCCUCAAGGCGCGCACUUACCGACUCCACCUCCGAUCCCACCAGAAAUUCAACGAGGUGUUGAAUUAGCUCUUGCUGCAGAAGCCAGAGGCGAAAAUCAAGAUACUUCCGGUGGUGGUGGUAAUGGUGGCGGAGGUGGAUAUGCUCUGGAUCGUUAUACAGGAGGAGGCGGAGGCGGCGGAGGUGGCAGUGGUGGUGGUCGAGGAGGAGGUGGAAGUAGUGGAUCUUAUCAGGGUCCAAACUCGUACCAAACAAGUUCAGGCGGAUACCAUUACUAGACGACACCGCAUAAGUCAUUACAUAUUAUAGAAUCAAUCUUAUUCCAUUACAAUAAUAUCAUUUAAAGGCGGACGUAUGUACAUAAGAAUAUAUCGUUUAUGUAACUUUCUUAUUUAUAUAAAAUAUGAGAACUUUA
Molecule: messenger RNA, 1201 nt
Organism: Apis florea (little honeybee)
Lineage: Eukaryota; Metazoa; Arthropoda; Insecta; Hymenoptera; Apidae
Cellular component (GO): chitin-based extracellular matrix
Molecular function (GO): structural constituent of chitin-based larval cuticle
Source: RefSeq, a predicted model, not a curated record